Messenger RNA from Mus musculus (house mouse), 6115 nucleotides. RefSeq names its product Rho guanine nucleotide exchange factor 28 (gene Arhgef28). The record is from RefSeq and is a predicted model, not a curated record. Bases 322 to 4329 code for a protein of 1335 amino acids. The transcript is spliced from 31 exons. NCBI's taxonomy places the organism in Eukaryota, Metazoa, Chordata, Mammalia, Rodentia, Muridae. Gene Ontology annotation, molecular function: guanyl-nucleotide exchange factor activity. Gene Ontology annotation, cellular component: plasma membrane; cytoplasm.
AGACCCGGGCACUAUUAUGUCCCGGGUGUGGUGGCUUUGAGCUGAGGACAACCCGAGCCUCCCUCUGGCCUGGCACGGCUCCCUUUAGGAGCCGACCGGCCAGCUCCUUCCUCCGGCGCCACUAGGGCGUGGAGGCCCCCGGGGCGAGCGGGCGCCGCCGCCGCUAGGGUGCAACCCUGCCCUGGCCCAGCAGGUCCCGCUCCGUGCCCGCCGCCGGAGGAAAGCCGAGGCGACCGGCCGCCGCCCCGCGAAGGGAGGGGGCGGCGGAGCCGCAGCAGCUUCAGGUUUCCUCCUGGAGCUGGUGGCGGGCGCGGCCAUGUGAUGAGGCGGCGACGAGCCCGGCUGGCCAGAGAUGCAGGAGCCAUGGAGUUGAGCUGCAGUGAAGUGCCUCUUUAUGGACAGAAGACGGUCUAUGCAAAGUUUGGCAAAAACGUGUAUCUACCCGAAGAUGCGGAGUUUUACUUUGUUUAUGGCGGGUCGCAUCAGAGGCACGUGGUGAUUGCUGACCGUGUCCAGGACAAUGUCCUCCAAUCUAGCAUUCCAGGCCACUGGCUUCAGGAGACGGUGACGGUAUCUGUGUGCCUCUGCUCGGAAGGGUACUCCCCAGUGACCAUGGGCUCUGGCUCAGUGACCUACGUGGACAACAUGGCCUGCAGGCUGGCUCGUCUGCUGGUCACUCAGGCUGACCGACUCACGGCCUGCAGUCACCAGACGCUGCUGACCCCGUUUGCCCUGACAGUGGAAGCGCUGCCUGCCUUGGAUGAGGAGCUCGUGCUGGCUCUGACCCAACUGGAGCUGCCUUUGGGUUGGACAGUCCUGGGAAAUUCCUCACUUGAAGUAUCUCUACACAGAGAGUCUCUCCUGCAUCUGGCUGUGAGAUGGGCCCUCCCUAAGCUAUUCCACUUCCUCUUGUGUCUCCCUGGAGGAGUCAAGGCCUUGAAGCUACCUAAUGAAGAGGCCACCACACCAUUAGACUUAGCUUUGCAAGGUGGACACUCCACACUGGUAGAAGACAUCACAAAUUUUCAGGGUAGCCAUUCCCCAGGCUUCUCCCGACUGCGUCUUAACGAAGAGGCCACUCUGCAGUUUGUUCAUUCAUCGGAAACAUUGACCCUGACCGUUAACCACACAGCUGAGCAUCUCUUGGAAGCAGACAUCAAACUCUUCCGGAAAUAUUUCUGGGACAGAGCCUUUCUUGUCAAGGCUCUUGAGCAAGAAGCCAAGACUGAGAAAGCAACCAUGCCUUCUGGAGCUGCAGAAACUGAAGAAGAGGUUAGGAAUUUGGAGUCUGGCAGAUCACCAUCGGAGGAGGAGGAGGAUGCAAAGAGCAUCAAAAGCCAGGUGGAUGGGCCGAGUGAACACGAAGACCAGGACCGCCUACCUCUGGAUCGCUCCUUUGAUGGCCUCAAAAAAUCCAAGCAUGUCCCAGCGUCCCUUGCUGCAGGCCAGCUCUCUGAUGUUCUGAACGGGGGUGAUGAAGUCUACGCUAACUGUAUGGUGAUUGACCAGGUUGGCGAUUUGGAUAUCAACUAUAUAAACCUAGAGGGACUCUCCACCCAUACGAGUCCCGAGUCUGGGAGGUCCAUGCUGGGGCCUCAGGCUUGCAUGCACACCCUUCCUCCCGACACCAGUCCCUGCGGGCGCCCACUCAUUGAGAACAGUGAGGGGACCCUGGAUGCUGCAGCUUCGCAGUCUUUCGUGACACCAUCCAGUUCUCGCACUUCCAACUUGAACCUUUCUUUUGGUCUCCAUGGAUUUGAAAAGGAGCAGAGUCAUCUCAAGAAAAGGAGUUCUAGCCUGGAUGCCCUGGUUGCCGACAGUGAGGGGGAAGGAGGUUCUGAGCCCCCCAUCUGCUAUGCUGUGGGCUCUCAGAGUUCCCCAAGAACUGGACUCCCCAGCGGGGAUGAACUGGACUCUUUUGAGACCAACACUGAACCAGACUGUAAUAUCUCCAGGACCGAAUCACUCUCUCUGUCCAGUACUCUGCAUUCAAAGGAGUCCUUGCUUUCUGGGAUCCGGUCUCGCUCCUACUCCUGCUCAUCACCCAAAAUCUCUUCAGGAAAAUCCCGGCUAGUGCGCGACUUCACAGUGUGCAGUACCAGCGAAGAACAGAGAUCAUAUAGUUUCCAGGAGCCACCAGGAGAAAAAAGGAUUCAGGAAGAAGAAUGGGAUGAAUACGUCAUUCCUGCCAAAUCCGAGUCUGAAAAGUACAAAGUGAGCCGAACUUUCAGCUUCCUCAUGAACAGGAUGACCAGCCCACGGAACAAAUCUAAGAUGAAAAACAAGGACACUAAAGAAAAAGAAAAAAUGAAUCGACAUCAGUUUGUCCCGGGAACGUUCUCCGGGGUUCUGCAGUGCUCCGGUUGUGAUAAAACACUCCUGGGGAAAGAGUCACUCCAGUGUGCCAACUGUAAGGCAAACACACACAAGGGCUGCAAAGAUGCUGUGCCUCCGUGUACCAAGAAAUUCCAAGAGAAAUACAACAAGAACAAACCACAGAGCAUCCUUGGAAGCUCUUCAGUCAGAGACGUCCCAGCACCUGGGCUCUCCUUGCACCCUUCUUCCUCUAUGCCCAUCGGACUGCCAGCUGGAAGGAAGGAAUUUGCGGCUCAGGUGCAUCCACUGUCCAGAAGUGUCCCCGGCACCACUUUGGAAAGCUUCAGGAGGGCAGUGACAUCGUUAGAGUCUGAGGGUGACAGCUGGAGAAGCAGGUCUCAUUCCGAUGAGCUGUUCCAGUCUAUGGGCUCUUCUCCUUCCACGGAGUCAUUCAUGAUGGAAGAUGUUGUGGAUUCUUCUCUGUGGAUCGACCUCAGUAGUGAUGCUCAGGAGUUUGAAGCAGAGUCUUGGAGUCUCGUGGUGGACCCUUCCUUUUGCAGUAGGCAGGAGAAGGAUGUCAUCAAAAGACAAGAUGUCAUUUUUGAGCUGAUGCAGACAGAGGUCCACCACAUCCAGACUCUGCUCAUCAUGUCCGAGGUCUUCAGGAAAGGCAUGAAGGAGGAACUGCAGCUGGACCACAGCACGGUGGACAAGAUCUUCCCCUGCUUAGAUGAGCUGCUGGAGACUCACCGGCACUUCUUCUUCAGCAUGAAGGAGCGCAGGCAGGAGUCCUGCGCUGGCAGUGACAGGAACUUUGUGAUCAACCAAAUUGGAGACAUUCUGGUACAACAGUUUUCAGAGGAAAAUGCAAGCAAAAUGAAGAGGAUCUAUGGAGAAUUCUGCAGCCAUCACAAAGAAGCCAUGAGUCUCUUUAAAGAGCUGCAGCAGAACAAGAAGUUUCAGAAUUUUAUUAAGAUCCGAAAUAGCAACCUGUUGGCUCGUCGCCGCGGAAUCCCGGAGUGCAUCCUGCUAGUUACCCAGCGCAUCACAAAGUACCCAGUCUUGGUGGAAAGGAUCCUGCAGUACACCAAGGAAAGGACUGAAGAGCACCGGGACCUGUGCAAAGCUCUCGGCUUAAUUAAAGACAUGAUCGCAGCCGUGGACCUGAAAGUCAGCGAAUACGAGAAGAACCAAAAAUGGCUCGAGAUCCUAAAUAAAAUCGAGAACAAAACAUACACAAAGCUCAAAAAUGGCCACGUGUUUAGAAAGCAGGCGCUGCUGAGCCAGGAACGGGCUCUCCUGCAUGAUGGGCUUGUCUACUGGAAAACCGCUACGGGUCGCUUCAAAGACAUCCUGGCUCUGCUACUAACUGACGUGCUGCUCUUCUUACAAGAAAAAGACCAGAAAUACAUCUUUGCAGCUGUUGACCAGAAGCCAUCAGUGAUUUCCCUCCAGAAGCUGAUUGCUAGAGAAGUUGCCAACGAGGAGAGAGGCAUGUUUCUGAUCAGUGCUUCGUCAGCCGGCCCCGAGAUGUACGAAAUCCACACCAAUUCCAAGGAGGAGCGGAAUAACUGGAUGAGGCGGAUCCAGCAGGCAGUAGAAAGUUGUCCAGAGGAAGAAGGAGGAAGGACGAGCGAGUCGGAUGAAGAGAGGCGGAAAGCUGAAGCUAGAGUGGCCAAGAUUCAGCAAUGUCAAGAAAUACUCAGUAACCAAGACCAACAGAUUUGCACGUACUUGGAAGAAAAGCUGCAUAUCUACGCUGAACUUGGGGAACUGAGUGGCUUUGAGGAUGUCCACCUAGAACCCCAUCUGCUCAUCAAACCUGACCCUGGAGAGCCUCCCCAGGCAGCGUCCCUGCUUGCAGCAGCCCUGAGAGAAGCCGAGAGUCUGCAAGUGGCUGUGAAGGCUUCAAAGAUGGGCGAUGUAAGCCAGUCAUCCGAAGAAAGCCCUGGAGGGACUGUCCUGAUGGACACACCCAGUACACAGGAUGUACCAGCGUCACCAACUGCUUAAUGUGCACAUAUGUUUUUCAUUUCGACCGGCCAGAUUCAUCAAGGGAGUUGUACUGCUCUGGGUGAUUUCCUUUAGAAGAGCCACAUUAUGCCAUUGAGGAAGUGCUCUCUAAAAAUACUGAGGGUUUGCCGCCAUCAGCCCCGCCCCAGGGACAGCUGGGAGGCUCCUCUGUGCCCUGCAGCUGUUUGGAGCCCUCCCCAGGUCCUCUCCUCCCUUCAGGCAGGCCAGUGAGGGUUCUCCCUGUCCGAAUCCUACAGAAUCUACACCCAUUUGCUAGACCUAGAACAGCCUGCCCUGCCGUUAGGAUCAGGCAUGGGGUGAACCUGUAUGCCAGAAGCCAUCCUUUUUGGCUUGGCUUGGAUUACGGUGCUCUGAGAGUUUGGUCUCUUUAUACAGUUGUUAAGGGCAGAAGAGGAUCCCUCAAAGAAGGACCAGAGUAGCUUUGCAGUGGGCUUCAGGGAGGGCCUUUGUGAAGCGAGCCCCUGUCGGUCUGAGGUUACAAGCUCAUGAGUACACUUACCAAAGGAGACUAUUAUACUCUACUGUCCAGAAUGGUCAGUCCAGUGGAGACCCUGUUGCCCACCCUGAAGCUAUGCCUGAGGGUGCAGAAACUUCUGGAAACUCCCCUUCUACCUCUGCUCGGCCCCAUCUUAGCUUCCUCCAACGUUUAACUGUUAAUGUGAGGAAGUGGGCAAGAGGAACAGACUGGCUCCUGGUUUGGAGAUGGCUUGACUGUCUCUUUAGGCGUUAGGAAAAGUUGCUAUAAAUUGUCCCUCCAACAUCCUUGCCUAAGAAGUGCUCGCUUGCACCGGGUGACCUUGGCUUUUCACUGGGUUCAUUCGAAGUGGUUCCCACUCACAGAAAACUCUGGCUUAGAAGAGGCUUUCUGGAAUCCUGGGCAGCUGCUGUUUCCUAAUGGUGAUACAUGUGAUUUUUAAAAUUUAAACAAAGAGAAAGGGGCAGCCCCUUGUUAGAAAUAAAGAUGCGUGAUGAUACCAUAUUUUUAAAAGAAGUUUAUAAACAUCACAAAAUGAGUAUUUUGGUCAGGAUCCUGGUCAGAUAUUGCUCCAAUGAAGUUGGGGGUGGGGUGGGGUGGAGCAGCCUUGAGAAGCCUGGUUUAAGUCAGGAAAAGGUGAACAUAGCCUAAGUUUUAACUGAAAUCCAUAAAGCAAUGAUGAAAUCCUGCCGACCGAGGUUUCACCGGUAAAGGUAAAUUUGUAUUUGGUACUUAACAUCUCUGGAUGUGUUUUCCUAGGUCAAAUGUAUUUACAGUGUUAAAGCUUAAGUGGGAAGUGUGAGCAAAGCUGGAAAUGAGGAGAAACUGAGGCAGGCUCUCAGUUUUUAUGACUCUGAGACCAUAAAGUGUUAGCUGCCUCCAGCCUUCUUAGAUCAGUGCCCUCUGGACCUGCGUUCUAAACCUUGUCCAUCAGCUGCUGCUCUUGUACUGGCCUCGAGGGAGCCUUUUAUGGACCUGGGUCUGCCAAGAGACCUUGCUGUAAUUCCACUGGGCACCUGUUUUAAAUUACUUCUUUCCCAGGCAGCUUUGUCCUAUUAAAUGAAAGCGAGAUGUAGACUCGGUACCACAAACAGCCCAUGGACACAUGAGCCCAAGAAAGAAGCGCAGUUAAAAUGGCAGGUGGCAAAGGAUGCUGCUUGGUGUCUCUUAGCCUGUAAGCUCCGGGAGAGCAGGGACUGCGGGCUUCCUUGCGAUCUCUAGCGCCCCCUGUAGGUUCAUUCAGUAUGUAUUAUCUCGUGAUGACUCCUUUUUUUGAAGUGUGCUUCAGUU